UCACUGCUUCCUUUCGCGCCGGGUAACCGGAGAGCUGUGCGUCCAUGUGCGCAGUGACUGGAAAUUGUUAAAGCCUGAGCGUUAAAUCCGAGCUGUAAGCAGAGUUUUCAGAAUGGAUCCCGAGUCUUUGGUCGAGGCCCUUCGGGGCACGAUGGACCCGAACCUGAGGGAGGCCGCGGAGCGACAGCUGAAUGAGGGUCACACCCAGGUAAACUUUGUGUCCACUCUGCUUCGUGUCACCAUGUCUGAUCAGCUGGAUUUGCCUGUCAGACAAGCGGGCGUUAUUUACCUAAAGAACAUGAUAACCCAGCACUGGAAUGAAGGGGAGUGUUCAGGCUCUGAGCCACCUGUCAAUAACAUCCCUGAGGAAGACAGGCAGUUCAUACGGGACAACAUAGUGGAGGCUAUUAUUCACUCUCCAGAGCGCAUCAGGGUCCAGCUGACAACAUGUAUCCACCACAUGAUCAAGCACGACUACCCUGGCAAGUGGACCACUAUCGUGGACAAGAUUGGUUUUUAUCUUCAGUCCGACAACAGUGCAGGCUGGCUCGGCAUUCUGCUCUGCCUUUAUCAGCUGGUCAAAAAUUAUGAAUACAAGAAACCUGAGGAGCGUCAGCCAUUGGUGGCAGCCAUGCACAUAUUCAUGCCUAUGUUGAAGGAUCGUUUCAUCCAGCUUCUUCCCGACCACUCCAGCGACUCUGUCCUGAUACAGAAACAAAUCUUUAAAAUUCUUUACGCCCUCUUUCAGUAUAACCUCCCACUGGAGCUCAUCAACAGACAGAACCUAACAGAGUGGAUGGAGAUACUCAAGACAGUUGUUGAUAGAGACGUUCCCCUGGAAACCUUGCAAAUUGAUGAGGAUGAGCGGCCUGAGCUGCCAUGGUGGAAAUGCAAAAAGUGGGCUCUGCACAUUUUGGCCCGGCUGUUUGAAAGGUAUGGCAGCCCUGGAAACACGACCAAAGAGUAUGCAGAGUUCGCUGAACUUUUCCUCAAGGACUACGCUGUUCCUGCUCAGCAGGUGCUGCUGAAAGUCUUGUAUCAGUACAAGGAAAAGCAAUACGUUGCUCCAAGGGUGCUUCAACAGACACUGAACUACAUCAACCAGGGGAUCGCACACGCUCUGACGUGGAAAAACCUCAAACAACACAUUCAGGGCAUCAUCCAGGAUGUGGUUUUCCCGCUCAUGUGUUACACGGACAGCGACGAGGAGCUGUGGCAGGAGGAUCCCUAUGAGUACAUCCGCAUGAAAUUUGAUGUUUUUGAGGACUUCAUUUCUCCCACAACAGCCGCCCAGACUCUUCUCUUCACUGCCUGCAACAAACGGAAAGAGGUUUUGCAAAAGACAAUGGGCUUCUGCUACCAGAUUCUCACUGACAUAGCCUCGGACCCGAGGAAGAAGGACGGCGCUCUUCACAUGAUCGGCUCUCUGGCUGAGAUCCUGCUUAAGAAAAAGAUUUACAAGGACCAGAUGGAGUUCAUGCUGCAGAAUCACGUGUUCCCUCUCUUCCGCAGCGAACUGGGCUACAUGAGGGCAAGAGCCUGCUGGGUUCUGCAUUACUUCUCCGAAGUGAGGUUCAAAAGUGACCAGAACCUGCAGACGGCCCUUGAGCUGACCCGCCUUUGUUUAAUCAACGACAAUGAAAUGCCGGUGAAGGUGGAGGCCGCAAUCGCGCUGCAGGUUCUCAUCAGCAAUCAGGAAAAAGCCAAAGAGUACAUCACCCCCUACAUCCGGCCGGUGAUGCAGGCACUGCUGCACAUCGUCAGGGAAACGGAGAACGAUGACCUCACCAAUGUCAUCCAGAAGAUGAUCUGCGAAUACAGCGAGGAAGUGGCUCCAAUUGCAGUGGAGAUGACACAGCACUUGGCGAUGACGUUCAACCAGGUGAUUCAGACAGGACCUGACGAGGAGGGAGGCGACGACAAGGCUGUGACAGCCAUGGGCAUCCUCAAUACUAUCGACACGCUGCUGAGUGUGGUGGAGGACCACAAAGAGAUUACGCAGCAACUUGAAGGCAUCUGUCUGCAGGUGAUCGGCACUGUGUUGCAACAACACGUACUGGAAUUUUACGAGGAGAUCCUGUCGUUGGCUCACAGCCUGACCUGCCAGCAGGUUUCACCACAAAUGUGGCAGCUGCUUCCACUUGUAUACGAAGUCUUCCAGCAGGAUGGAUUUGACUACUUUACAGAUAUGAUGCCUCUUCUUCAUAACUAUGUAACCGUCGACACGGACACCCUCCUGUCUGACACCAAAUAUCUGGAAAUCAUCUACAGCAUGUGCAAGAAGGUGCUCACAGGUGAUCCAGGUGAAGAUCCCGAAUGCCAUGCGGCGAAGCUACUGGAGGUCAUCAUUCUGCAGUGCAAAGGUCGUGGCAUUGACCAGGUUGUGCCUUUGUUUGUGGCUGCGGCGCUGGAGCGUCUGACGCGGGAGGUGAAGACCAGUGAGCUGCGCACCAUGUGUCUGCAGGUGGCCAUUGCUGCACUUUAUUACAGCCCGCCGCUUCUCCUCAACACUCUGGAGAAUCUGCGCUUUCCUAACAACACUGAGCCAAUCACAAACCACUUCAUUUCCCAAUGGCUUAAAGAUGUCGACUGCUUCCUGGGCCUGCACGACCGAAAGAUGUGCAUCCUGGGCCUGUGCGCCCUCAUCGACCUGGAGCACCGGCCCCCGGCCAUCAACCAGGUCGCCAACCAGCUUCUUCCCGCCGCCAUAUUGCUUUUCAGCGGCCUGAAAAGAGCGUACGCCUUUCGAGCGGAACACGACAACGAUGAGGACGACGACGAUGAAGACGGCGAAGAGGACGAGGACAACGCCGAGCUGGGCAGCGACGAGGACGACAUUGACGAGGAAGGCCAGGAGUACCUGGAAAUGCUGGCCAAGCAGGCGGGAGAGGACGGAGACGACGAGGACUGGGAGGAGGACGAUGCCGAGGAGACGGCGCUGGAAGGCUUCACCACGGCUGUCGACGACGAAGACAACUUGGUAGACGAGUAUCAGAUCUUCAAAGCCAUACUACAGAAUAUUCAGAGUCGUGACCCCGGGUGGUAUCAAGCACUAACACAGACCCUCGACGAGGAGCAAGGCAAACAGCUUCAGGACAUCGGCACACUGGCAGACCAGAGGCGGGCAGCACACGAAUCGAAGAUGAUCGAGAAGCACGGCGGCUACAAGUUCACAGCGCCAGUGGUGCCACCGACCUUCAACUUCGGAGGCACCGCUCCGGGAAUGAAUUGAGUCGUCGCGUUCUACUUUUUAUUACUCUGUGACUGAUUGUAGUGAAGUGAAAAAAGCUUGUGUUCUUCCCUUAAGUAGUGGUUCCAGAACUGGUUCUUCUCAGUCAUUCUCCAAUCUGUCAAGUGGAAAAAUAGCAGCAGGCGACGCGGGAAAGCAACCAAAAUGCAACCAAUGGCUGGGGAAAACAAACCAAGAACUUGAGCAUGAUGCAAGAGAGGAAGCUCCGAACUAUGGUGUCUUUUGGAGUCCGCUGUGGAGAUAAAAGAUGGCAACUCUUUUGUUUGUUUCCCGAUUAAACAAAAACAAAAUACAGGUAGAAAUUGAUAAUGGGACUAAAUAUUGCAUUAUCACCGUCGGCCGACUGGCUGUCAUAGGAUGAUACCUCUGGUAGUGCUGAUGUCUGUUUUAUUCUCUGCAUAAACAUGUGUUUAUGUCCAAACAAGCCAAGGUCAUUGAGUUUUUUUCCAGAGCCUUGGCACGAACUGACCAGAGGUGUUUGUAAGGCGUCGACAACUGUAUUCAUAUGUAGCAUAUUGGAUACUUCAUAGUACUAUGUGAUGCCUGAUCGCUGUAAAUUAAUGACUAGCACUUUCAUAUUGUUCAGGUCUUCUAGCCUUCUGUAUCAGACUGCAAUUUUUUAAAAAAUUGAAGACGAUAUAAAUGAACACCGCCGUAACUUUAACCGUUACCGGGCGAGCGGCCGCCGGAGGGCCCAGGCGUCCGGCGCCGGAUCAGGGGGAACCUCGGAAACUUGGAUUUUCAGGAAAACUAAAAAGAGAAUGCUCUCCGUGUUCAGGUCGACGUGGCUGCAGGACGUGUUUGCGAGCGCUGAAAGUACAAUUGAAUACAUCAGUGAUGCAUGUACAAUUGGACUUGUCGUGAAGGUCUCAAGCUUUUGGUUGGUGUAUGGAUGAACCAUCGAUAUAUACACAACAUAUUAAAAAAAAAAAGCUAAGGGAAAGCAUGACGA
Synchiropus splendidus (mandarinfish) is the source of this 4202-nucleotide messenger RNA. RefSeq names its product importin 7 (gene ipo7). The transcript has 25 exons. NCBI's taxonomy places the organism in Eukaryota, Metazoa, Chordata, Actinopteri, Syngnathiformes, Callionymidae. Gene Ontology annotation, molecular function: small GTPase binding. Bases 113 to 3232 code for a protein of 1039 amino acids. Gene Ontology annotation, biological process: protein import into nucleus. The record is from RefSeq and is a predicted model, not a curated record. Gene Ontology annotation, cellular component: nuclear envelope; cytosol.